CAGUACAUAUGGAGGCGGGGUGUUUUUAGACAGGUACUCUUGUGUGAUGAGGAUAAAAUGAGCCAGACAUCGCACAGCGUGGGAUUUUUUUUUUUUUGGUGGUGGUGCAAGAGCUAUUAUAACUCUGUUCACCUUCGGCAUCUGAGGGCAUCAGUGUGCUACAGCAUAGUCCAGAGAUUGUUCAUGAUGAUGACCCUGAGUCAUCAAUUAAGGAGCUUGCAUUAUGUUCUUUCUGCCUGAUUUAAGAAGACAAGAAGGUCAGCUAAUCCCUUUUAGGAAGAUGCCUCACUGAAAAUUAUUUUUUAAAACUUUCCUUCAAAAGCUUGAAGGAGAUCAUCCAUUUCUAGUGACAAAUAGUCAUCAAGUUUAAGUACCUCUAAGUCUUGCUGUUAAAAAGAAAGUGGAAAUUUGAGGCAUUGGUUUACUUAAAAGUAACUUUAAUUCAUUCCUUUAACACUAUUAAAAGUGUAGUAUACUUCAUUCUCUGAAACUGAAAAUUGAAAAAGAUACAACUUUCUCCAAGGAACUUGCAGAAUUAUUUAGUAGGGCUUAUUAGAUGUGUACACUGGUAAGGAAGAAUUAAAAGUAACAAAAAACAGGUUAAAUUACUAGGGAGAUCUCUUGACAAGAUAGUGGAAGGGACAAUUCUAGUUGUCCCCAAAGCCAGUAGGGAUGGAAAGAACAGAUUCUAAUUCUAUGGAAAUUAGUGAAACAAGAGAUAAAGAUAUUUUAUGUGUCACAAACUUGGUAUGCAAGUGUAAGGUAAUGGUAAGGAGAUCUAGUUAAGACCUUGGUUUGCCAGGCCUCAGUGAUUGUUCUAAAGGAAAGAAGUUUCUGAGUUAGGAGAUCUACUGACUGGCAGCAUACCAGACCAGAGGAUGUAUCUGAGGACAAGCAAAUGUAAUAAGGACAGGAAGAUGUAGAUCAUUAAGACCACCUUGGACUUGUGGGAUAUAUUGUGCUGGAACUGCUCAGUGGCCCCUUGAGAGGCAAGAGUCUCAAGAAGUCUAAGCAGAGAUUCGUAUUUGGAAGUCUUCGUCCAGAAGUGAUUAAAGCCACAAGAUCUCAUAGAAAACUGCCACGUGUUGGGCUCUGUAACAGAUGCUGGAGAUAUAAAGGUGAACCCAAGCAAUGGAGGGAUUACUGCAUUAUAUCAACCCAGCACAUGCCAUUUCUCUCCUGAGUGCCCUCAAUGAGGAGCGCCUCAAAGGACAACUGUGUGAUGUGCUUCUGAUUGUUGGAGACCAAAAGUUUCGAGCUCAUAAAAAUGUCUUGGCUGCCAGUAGUGAAUACUUUCAGAGUUUAUUCACAAAUAAGGAAAAUGAGUCACAAACUGUAUUUCAGCUUGACUUUUGUGAACCAGAUACUUUUGAUAAUGUUUUAAACUACAUUUAUUCUUCAUCUCUCUUUGUUGAGAAAAGCAGCCUCGCUGCUGUGCAAGAACUUGGUUAUAGCCUUGGGAUUUCCUUUCUGACUAACAUUGUUUCUAGGACACCACAAGCCCCCUUUCCAGCAUGUCCCAAUAGGAAAAAAGUGUUCAUAGAAGAUGAUGAAAAUAGUUCUCAGAAGAGAAGUGUCAUUGUUUGUCAAAGUAGAAACGAAGGAAAAACUGUUAGUCAAAAUCAACCUGAUGUAAGCCAUACUUUGCGACCCUCUCCUAGCAUUGCCGUCAAGACCAAUACCAGUAAGCCACAUGUUCCCAAACCUAUUGAACCACUCCACGGUUUGUCAGCAGCUGAGAAGAGCUGGCCCAAAGACAGUACUGGAGGAUAUGUAAAGUCUCUGGAGCACGCUGGCACUCUAGAUGAUCCCAACAGAAGCAGCAUGGGGAAAAGGAACACAGUGUUGCCUUCAAAGCCUCUUCAAGAGAGAGACACUGUGGACGAUAAACCAGGUGUGAGCAGCCAGCUUCCCAAAGGGAAAGCCAUAGAGCUGGCCUUGAAAAGGCCACGGCCCCCUGUUUUGUCUCUCCGUAGCUCAUCAGAGACUCCCUAUCUAUUUAAAGAAACUAACAAAGGAAGUGGUUCAGGUGAAGAUAGAAACUUGUUGUACUAUUCAAAGUUAGGCUUGGUGGUCCCAUCCAGUGUGUCUGGUUCUGGAAACCAAAGCAUCGACAGAAGUGGUCCACUUGUCAAGAGCCUUCUCAGACGGUCCUUAUCAAUGGACAGCCAGGUUCCUGUCUAUUCGCCCUCCAUAGAUCUAAAGUCUUCCCAGGGUUCAUCUUCAGGGUCAAGUGAUACACCAGGAAAUGUGUUUUGUGCUUUAUCUCAAAAGUCAUCUUUAAAAGAUUGUAAGGAAAAAACAGCCCUAGAUGACAGGCCUCAAGUGCUACAACCACAUCGUCUCAGGUCCUUUAGUGCUUCUCAGUCAACAGAUCGGGAGAGUGCCUCCCCUGUGACAGAGGUACACAUAAAGACUGAGCCCAGCAGCCCCCUGUCGGAUCCCUCAGACAUCAUCCGAGUCACUGUGGGAGAUGCAGCAGCAACAGCCUCCUCAUCAACCACAAGAGACCUGUCCCUAAAAACAGAAGAUCAAAAAGACAUGAGCAGACUCCCAGCAAAAAGACGGUUCCAGGCAGACAGAAGAUUGCCAUUUAAGAAGUUAAAGGUGAAUGAGCAUGGGUCUCCUGUAUCAGAAGAUCACUUUGAGGAACACUCAAACCCUACUCUCCUCGAUACAGAUUUUCCAGAUACUGAUUUGAAUAAAGAUGAAUUUGGUGAGUUGGAGGGGACGAGACCAAACAAAAAAUUUAAAUGCAAACAUUGUCUUAAGAUCUUUAGAUCAACGGCAGGUCUCCACCGUCAUGUUAAUAUGUACCAUAAUCCAGAAAAGCCCUACGCUUGUGACAUCUGUCAUAAGAGGUUUCACACCAACUUCAAAGUGUGGACACACUGUCAGACCCAACACGGCAUAGUGAAGAACCCGUCACCCGCUGCUAGUUCUCAUGCAGUUUUGGAUGAAAAAUUCCAAAGAAAGCUGAUUGAUAUAGUGAGAGAGAGAGAAAUUAAGAAGGCCCUGAUCAUUAAGUUAAGGCGCGGCAAGCCUGGCUUUCAGGGACAGAGUAGUUCCCAAACCCAGCAAGCCAUCAAGAGGAACUUGCGGUCUCGAGCCAAAGGAGCAUACAUUUGUGCAUACUGUGGAAAAGCAUACCGCUUUCUCUCUCAGUUUAAGCAGCACAUAAAAAUGCACCCAGGAGAAAAGCCCCUUGGAGUAAAUAGAGUUGCUAAGCCAAAAGAGCAUGCCCCUCUUGCAAGUCCAGUUGAAACCAAGGAGGUUUACCAGUGCCGCCUCUGUAAUGCUAAGCUCUCUUCUCUCCUAGAACAAGGAAGCCACGAGCGGCUCUGCCGGAACGCGACUGUUUGCCCUUACUGCAGCCUCAGGUUUUUCUCACCCGAGCUAAAGCGUGAGCACGAGCACGAAUGUGAGUACAAGAAGCUGACCUGCCUUGAGUGCAUGCGUACCUUCAAGUCCUCCUUCAGCAUCUGGAGGCACCAAGUGGAAGUCCACAACCAGAACAGCAUGGCACCUGCUGAAAACUUCUCCUUACCCACUCUGGACCACAAUGGUGAAGUCACCAGUUCUUCCAGGCCCCAGCCCCAGCCUGAGCCUAAUAAAGUCAACCACGUUGUCACCACAAAAGAGGACAAUGUGUUCAGUGAUUCCUCGGAGCAAGUUAACUUUGAUUCAGAAGAUUCUUCUUGUCUCCCUGAAGACCUUAGUCUUUCCAAGCAACUGAAAAUCCAGGUCAAAGAGGAGCCUGUGGAGGAGGCUGAAGAGGAGGCUCCUGAAGCCAGCGUGGCUCCCAAGGAAGCAGGCCCUAGCAAGGACACCAGUCUGUGGCCCUGUGAGAAGUGUGGGAAAAUGUUCACAGUGCAUAAGCAGCUGGAGCGUCACCAGGAGCUGCUGUGCUCUGUGAAACCCUUCAUCUGUCACGUGUGCAACAAGGCCUUCCGCACCAAUUUCCGGCUCUGGAGUCACUUUCAGUCACACAUGUCCCAGGCCACCGAGGGAUCAGCACAUACGGAUUCCGAGGUGUGCCCUGUGCCCACAAACUCUCCCUCACCACCACCCCUGCCACCACCACCUCCACUGCCCAAGAUCCAGCCUCUGGAGCCUGAUAGCCCCACAGGCCUGUCUGAAAACUCUACUUCAGCCACAGAGAAACUGUUUGUACCCCAAGAAUCAGACACCCUGUUUUACCAUGCCCCACCUCUUUCAGCAAUCACAUUUAAAAGACAGUUCAUGUGUAAACUUUGCCACAGGACAUUUAAGACUGCGUUUAGUCUUUGGAGUCACGAACAAACACACAAUUGAAAGACCAACACUCUUACCUAUUAUGAAAUAGGAGGCAAUCUCCAGAUUUCAACCUGAAUUGUGAGAUGUGUCAUAACAAAGUAUUUUUUAGAAAGUAUAAUAAAAGUUGGAAAUUGAUAUGCUUGAAUUUAAGUUUGAGAUAAAUGGCUAUUAAUAAUGUCUUUACUCAGCUUCAUAAAUACAUUUUAAAAUAUUGUGAUUCUGGACCUUACAGGAAAAGAUGGCUUGAUUUCAUUAAUGUUGAAAUUGGAUUAAUUUUAAUUGUUUGCAUGAUUCUUCAUUCCGAGGUGUCAGUAUAAUCAUUUAAUUGAGGUUUCUGGUUUUUUUUUACUGAUUUGUAAUGAGUGAAAUGCUAUCAAAGUAUUUCUUUUGAUUAUUUGAGACACCUAAGUUCUAGUUGAAUCUUAGCCAUGUUCUUAAGUUCAAAAAUUUAUCAGGAAGAAGAGGAGUAGUUUGCAGUAUUAAUUUAAAGCUUAGAAUAUUUUAGCAAUAAAAAAAAGGUAAACCUCAACUUUAAUAAGUUAUCCUGACACUUGAUAAAAAAUAAAUAUUUGGUAUUUUGUGAUCAUGUAGAACUUCUUUUGUAUAAAAAUUGUGAGAGGUUUAAAUCAGCAAUAGUAACACUUAGAUUUUAUAAAGUAACAAAACCUUGGUGUUUUUGUGUAAUGAUGGUCAAACUCUAAGGAAGGCUUGGGAAAUGAAAACAUGAUUAACGAAAGUCCUCUAAUAAGUUUACAAGAGCUUCCGUAGCGAUAAACAUUGUAAUAAAACUUCUGCACCAUAUUCUGUGUACACUGCACCAUGGUCUCAACUCAGACCUACAUUUGGAGGACUGUGAAUGUUUGGUUUCCUCUAGUUCAUGCUGUUACGAAUUUGAGUGUAGUUGGGAACAAAACGAACAUAUGGCAUUAAUUCUGAAUUUAACAUUGUUAUAACAGGUAAAGUCAGGACAUAUAUUUAAAUAGAUUCCAAACAUUCAGAGUCAGUCCAGCCGCACUAACAUUCUAAAUUAACAUUUACUUCUAGAGACUUCAGAGCAGAGGCGAAACACCGUUCCACAGUUUCAACGUACUUUUCAAGAAUAGUAUAUACAUGCAUUUUCCUGCCUUUCUGUAUUUCAUGACAAUUUCUGUUAGAAUUUGUUGGAUUUAUGUUAGUUAAAAUGACGACAGCAAAACCAUUCUGCUCUAAGCCAGUGCUUAAUAUUUCAUAAAUAUGUAUUAAAGCACUGUUAAGGGUCCAAAAUUAACUUUUGCUAUUUAUUUUAGUCUAUAGGGUAUGGGCCUUUUUUUUCUCUUUUGUGUAAGUUUUAAUUAAAAGUUUUUCCUUGGGUGUUACUUAAGAUUCAGUGGGAUAGUUCAAAAGGGAAAAUUUUCAUUUCACUGGGGGGGAGAGUUAGAUCUAUAAAAGGAAUAGUGAAAUUAUAAAAUCUUUUUAACAAAGUGAUAUGGAUUAAAACUCUGAGUUUAUGAAUUUUUAUAAGCUAUUCUUUCAAAUAAAAAAAAGUCAAUUACUGUGAUUAAGGAGUAAUUUUAAAUUUGUGCUCUAGCAGAAAAGAAUUCUGUACCCUUCAACAUACCAGUGGUAGGAAAGCUAUUUUUUAAAUUGAAAUACAAACAUUUUCAUAAAAUACUAAUUGACAUUAUAUAAUAUAGAAAUUAUAUAUAUAAAAUUUUGCCUUUUGUUUUCACUUGAAAAAAUAUCAAACCCAAAGUGUUGUAGUAGUUAAUGUCCCAUUUUGUUCUAACUUCAGUGAAGAAAGAAAAAUAAAAUUAAGUUGCAGUUACUGAUUCUUGCCAUCUUUAUAUUUUCUUGAAGAAAUCUAUGCAGUUUAAAGAAAACUAACGCGUAUGAUCUAAUAUCAUCAGGAUGUAUUGUUACACAUUGGAUUCAUUUUCUGUAUAAAGUGAUAUUUCUUACUCUGAACAUCUCAUUAGCAGUGUCUUCCUCAAAGGAAGACAGUUUUCCUGAGUAGUCAUCACCUCCAUGGCUAUUAAAGCAUCUUUGAUAAUUCCAUAAUACCUAGUGUCUUGGCAUUGUAAAUUCAGUAUCCCAGGACUUGAACUUUUAUGCUACGUUUUUGAAGAUUUUUUAAAAAUAAUCAGUAAAAAAAAUAUUUUUGAUCUAAAUACAGACUCUGUAUAUGUGUUAGAUUUUAAAAAUUACCAGUGUUUUGUCUUGUUAGUUCACAUUUUUUGUCUAGGCAAGGAAUAUAAGAUUUCAAAUAAAAUUUUGAACCAAAAACAUUUAUAAUGCAGUUCUGGUUUUUCUAUUAAUUUUUAUACUGUACCUUAACAGCAUUAGUCUGACAGAGUUUAUUUUAGUGGUCAAAAAGAUAAACUAUCCUGCCACUAUAUAACUAUUUUAGAUGCUGAGAAGUAUUGGGUCGUUGGAAAAGUCAUGACACAUUCUUGCAUAGAAAAACAGAAAAAUACAUCAUGACUUUUCCGACAACCCAAUAAAAUAAUGAAAGACAUUACUUUAUUCAGUAAAUUUUUUAAGAAUGUUUAUCUCAGUAAGCAAAUACUUGGUGUAAAACAAGUUGGUCUUUCAUUGUUGCAACUCUAGCUAGUAAAGAUAUUCUUGUAAAUGUUUUUUCUGAUUGUAAUUAAUUUUUGAAAAUGUAGAAAGCUCAUUAUUCCUUGUAAGUAUUCAGAAUGCCUGCUUUUUUUAUGCAGUUGUAGAAAGAAUGUAAAAUGUUUUAAUAUAUUCUUUGUUAUCUGAGAACUUGUUUUGAAUCAUUUUCUUUAUGUGGGGAAAGGAGAAACUUAACAUGAAAUGUGUUUUUAUCACUCAAAGUAAGCAAUGGAGGUAACAAAUGCUGUGCAUUUUUAGCAGUUGUAUUUCAAGAUUAACCAGUCAAUCGGUAGGCAUUAAUAAUUUUACCAAAGUAUACAACUAACAAUUCAACAAUGAUGUUAUUUGCGAUUGUGGGGAAAUGUAUGAUCUUGGUUUGGGGAAUGGAACAUUUAUAGUCUUUUCUUUGUAAAGAUAUGCCUCAGCACUUAAUUGGUGAUUGUCUGAAUCCACCUGUAUCCCCCGUUAGUGCUAAUAAAAGUGGUAGCUGUGAGACAGGGAAAAGAAGGUGCCCUUUUAUCAAGGCAAGGGUAGCUGCAUGUACAGGCCACGUGUGUGGAUAGUGCAAGGUAAAAAUGUAAAAAUUACAGAUCUAAAGUUGGCUUUUGUUCCCUCUAAUUGACGUGUGCAUUUGUGUGUACAACCAUAAUUUGGAAUUUGAGGGAGUUGAAUUUUUUAAAUUUUCUUAGCACAGAAAUAAUUAGGUGUCAUUUCCAACAGAUUUCUUUAUACAUUUAAUCUGAUUAACCAUUAUUGGACUGUUAAAAGUCAGUUUGUCAACAACCUCUGAUGUCUCAUUGAUAUUUUUUGCAAUAAUUGUGAGAUGCAUUAUUGAUUUUAAUAAUGCUAACAUAUUCUUUAACAUAUGUUCUUUAACAUUGGCUAUUAUUUAGAAAAUUUUAAAUAUAGGUUUUUUUCUUUUGUGGCUUUAGCACUUUAGAAGUUUGACAUUUGGAUAAUGUUGCAUAUGCUCUCUGAGUGUGUACUCCAACUUUUAGCAUUUCUGCAGGACUGGGGAGAGAAUGUGAGUUGCUAUCAGGUAUUUGAAAAAUUCCUUUUAGAGACAGUCUUUUGGGAACCAAAGUACUUUACUGUAAAUCUUUAAAAUAAUUGAACUCAGCACGCUUUAGUCAUUUGUUAGUGCCGUCCAGAUUUUCCAGUUAUACUUGAUUAAUACUGAUUUUCAAAAGGUGAUAAUUUCUUAUUGACAUUAAGACUUUCAGGUUUUUAGUUGACUAUGUGCUUAUUGUUAAAAACAAUGAGUGGUUUAUGAUUGUGGAUAUUUUGUCAUCAUAGGCCUUUGCACAGUAAAUCAUUGUUUAAGUUUAUUUAGGAAUAAGCUUCUUUGGACUGAAAACUCAUAGCAAAGUAGGGUUUCUAAUGUUAAUCCAUUGCUUAUUUGUAUCCAACUCUAUUUACUUUGCUUAAAUCUUGACUAAGAAUGAUUGGAGUCAAUAAAUUUGUACUGUAUUUUGCUUUGA
This is a messenger RNA of Tupaia belangeri chinensis (Chinese tree shrew), 8372 nucleotides long. It is a transcript of the gene ZBTB21, whose product is annotated as zinc finger and BTB domain containing 21. NCBI's taxonomy places the organism in Eukaryota, Metazoa, Chordata, Mammalia, Scandentia, Tupaiidae. The transcript is spliced from 2 exons. Gene Ontology annotation, molecular function: DNA-binding transcription factor activity, RNA polymerase II-specific; protein binding. The record is from RefSeq and is a predicted model, not a curated record. Bases 1132 to 4314 code for a protein of 1060 amino acids. Gene Ontology annotation, cellular component: nucleus. Gene Ontology annotation, biological process: regulation of transcription by RNA polymerase II; negative regulation of DNA-templated transcription.